This is a messenger RNA of Sciurus carolinensis (gray squirrel), 3960 nucleotides long. RefSeq names its product ring finger protein 170 (gene Rnf170). NCBI's taxonomy places the organism in Eukaryota, Metazoa, Chordata, Mammalia, Rodentia, Sciuridae. The transcript has 7 exons. The record is from RefSeq and is a predicted model, not a curated record. Gene Ontology annotation, molecular function: ubiquitin protein ligase activity; metal ion binding. Bases 717 to 1493 code for a protein of 258 amino acids.
CCCCGGAAAGGCGGCCCUAGGAGGGGGGUCUUCCAUCGGCCCGCCGUCACCACAUACCCAAGUGAGAAGACUCUCGCACAGCUCCACCCGCUCCACCGACUCCACGUUGAACAUCUUCCUCUGCUGGGGCUUGGCAGCGCCUCCCCACCUAGCCAGAAACCGCCGCCGCCUGGCCUGGGGUUGGUCCGGAGGGUCCGGGCAGCUGACCGGGCCUCUGGCCCACCUCCUUCGUGCGCCCUGGCCGCCUACACUCGCCGGCACUGGCAAUGGGUCCCGCACCGUCACCCCCGUGCCCCUCCUUCUCCUUUCACUCGGGACUGCGCGCCGCCGCCAGCCCACGGCCACGCCCGCCACCCCGCGUCCCCGCCCCCGGCCGCCUACACCGCCUCCAGCGAACUCCGCAGCCGGCGAGCGCCGCGGCGGCGAACCACUGCGCACAAUCGAAUUGCACUCCGCCCGCGCGCCCCGACGCCGGCCGCAGCGUGCCCGACGCGCACGCGCCCGGGCUUGCGGCGCGGGUCUUCCUUGCCCCGCCGCCGGCUCGCGCCCUCACGGAAGCUCAAAUGUGCGCGUGCGCCUGCGCCCGCACUUCAAAUUAAAAAAGGGACAGCUUGUGGUUGCCCUGGAGGGGUGGCGGGGGCACUCCCCGGAAAUAAUCUUUAAUCUCUAUCACCAGGAAUUGGCGAGGUAGUCCCUCUGCGGUGGAGAGACCUGGAAUGGCCAGAUAUCAAGGUGAAGUCCAAAGUUUGAAACUGGACGAUGAUUCAGUUAUAGAAGGAGUAAGUGACCAAGUACUUGUGGCAGUUGUGGUCAGUUUCACUUUGAUUGCUACCCUGGUAUAUGCACUUUUCAGAAAUGUACAUCAGAACAUUCAUCCAGAAAACCAAGAGCUAGUAAGGGUACUUCGCGAACAACUUCAAACAGAACAGGAUGCACCUGCUGCUGCUCGACAACAAUUCUACACUGACAUGUACUGUCCAAUCUGUUUACAUCAAGCUUCCUUACCUGUUGAAACAAACUGUGGACAUCUUUUUUGUGGUACCUGCAUUAUUGCAUACUGGAGAUACGGUUCAUGGCUUGGGGCAAUAAGUUGUCCAAUCUGUAGACAAACGGUAACUUUACUCCUAACAGUAUUUGAUGAAGAUGAUCAGUCUCAGGAUGUUGUAAGAUUACAUCAAGAUAUUAAUGAUUAUAACCGGAGAUUCUCAGGGCAGCCCAGAUCUAUUAUGGAAAGAAUCAUGGAUCUACCUACUUUACUGAGACAUGCAUUCAGGGAAAUGUUUUCAGUUGGGGGUCUUUUCUGGAUGUUCCGCAUUAGGAUAAUACUUUGUUUGAUGGGAGCUUUUUUCUAUCUAAUAUCACCUCUAGAUUUUGUACCUGAAGCCUUGUUUGGAAUUCUAGGUUUUCUAGAUGAUUUCUUUGUCAUCUUUUUGUUGCUUAUCUACAUCUCUAUUAUGUAUCGAGAAGUGAUAACCCAAAGGCUAACUAGAUAAAAAAAGUUUGUUAGAAUUUGAGCUAACGUGUAAAAUCAAACAGAAGGACCUAAGGCAGUGUAAAUCAUCCAAAUAUUAUCUUACAAGUUUAAAAACCAUCAUAAGACAGACGUUUGAUUAUCAAAUACUUAGCAAUAUAUAACUGGAAUUUUUACAUGUUGCAAGUUCUAACGUUAAGAUCUUCAUUAUGAUUACAGUUGUUAUCUUGAUAAUAUGUUGUCUAUAAAGUCCCUGGAAAAAUAUGGAAUUAUAUUAAAAAGGGAUACUUUGAUAUAUUUUUCCCAAAAUUACUUACAUUAAUUGGAUAUAUAGUACAAUAUUGUCAAAUGUACAGUUUAUCCAAUUUAUCCUCCUCAGUGGGUACUCAUACAAUAAUAUGUAGCUGUGAAAGUAAUCUAAAUAUUUUGUUACAAUAAAAUAUUGUACAAUAGUGGAGAAAAGUCAGUGUUUCUUUUAGUGCUAGCUUUGUGCAUUUGGAGCAGUUCUGCUUUUCCAUUCUGGUAUAAUUCUUUGUUAUCAGCUAAAACUGAAAGAAACUUGAACUUUAUAAUUUUACUUCAUAUUUUGGUUUAUGGAACACUUUAAUCAAUAGAAUUAACAAGAUGAGAAGCACUUAUCUCUAGUUAGCACACUUGAUGGUCACAGAACAUUUAAACAGUUUUGGUCAUUUUUAGGAAUAGAAAGAUAACUUGUAAAGGGAAAUUUUCUUUAGGAACCAGGUGAUCCUGUAAAGAGUGUGAUAUAUUUCUGAGGAAAAUGGAUCUUCUUGUCUAUUAGCAUCAAAGUCCUUAGGAAGAUACUAGGAACAUGCUAACCAUCUUUGUUUAGCUAGCAACAGAAUGGAAAACUUUGGUUGUCUGUUGUCAGAAAAUUUUUAUAAUAGUGUUACCUACAUGGCAGCAUACAGCCCACAUUCACCAUGUCUUGUGCAGAAUGAGCAAAUGUGAAGUGACUGGAAAGGGUCGUUCUCUUAUUUAUUUUUUUUUUUUUUUCUAAUGCCCUUCUCUGCAGUUUUGUCUGAGAAGAGUCAUACCACAAGUAUUACAAGAUCCUUACUUCAGCUGUCAUCAUUCAUGACCAGUUGAUGACCAGGAGUCAGUGUUACCUUUGCCACUGCAGUCACUAAUAUUAUCCUUUAAUUUUAGUAAACAUAUGUAUACAUAGGAAGAUAAAAACCUGUCACAUUCUCUCAAGCUAAUCAGAUUAGCCAUCAAAUAAUAAGAUUCUGAAUAAAAUUUCAAUUUGUGUUUACUAGUUAAUUUGGACCUAAGACAAAGCUGUUGCUUGUCAUAGAAACAAUAAUGCUUGGACAUAGCACAUGAUUAAAGCAAUUUCUCACACAGUUUUCAUUUUAUCCUUAGGGAAAUUCUGUGAGAAAGGCAAGGCAUCACCUUUACAAAGAUAAAAUCCCAUGCUGUUGACUAUUGUUACUGUUUUGCCUAAAGUUCUACAGCAGAAAAGUAAGGAACUGGCAGAUAUUUAGAUAGACAUGAAGACUAUUAUGAAGAAGAGAAAUCAGGAGAAAAACAGGAUCCUUGUGAAGUCUUUCAUAAUACAUUAGUUCUUCACUGGAGUGAGAUAAGUGCUCCUAAGAGAAAAGGUCUAGAAAGAUGACACAUCAAAGACUUGCUGAAAAUUCUAUACUUCCAAAUCAAAUGUCUAAAAGUCGCAUAUAUUGCAGAAGAACAUUUUAGCUCACUCUCCAACUUGAGAAGCUAAUGAGUAGGAGUUUGUUACAUCAGACUGGAAAUGCAUUUCCUAUUACAAAUUUGGUAUGGGGCAAUAGCAAUAUCAUUUUAUGAAAGGAUUUUAUUUUCUGUGCAUGUGUUCUGCUCCAAGUGUCACAUUUCUGGUUACAACAAUUUUAUUAUAAUAUUUGGAAUUAUUACUUUCUUGGUAGAGAUGUGUUAUACCAAAUUUGCUACAUUACAAAAACACUAUAUGGUCUGAAGUCAUUAUUAAACUGAAAAGGGAAUGUUGACAUUUUUAGACCUGCUUAUUUAUGUCAUCUCUACUGAUUGCUGAUGGCAAAAACAGAAGGGAUCCAAGAGAGAAUUUGAAGCAAGUAGAAUUAAUCAGUGUUUUAAACAUCAUAGUAAUACUUCUGUAAUUCAGAGUUAGAUCUUAUAAAUCAAAGCAACAGUUUGGAUAUUUUUUAACAAUAUUAAUAACUGUCAAAAAAUCAGAUGGUCCAACCCCAGGAGCAGAUCACAACUUGGGCAGCUCUGUGGGGAAUAAGACAGGGGAAACAACUGUUCUAACAGCCCACUAGAACAGUGGUUUCAACUCAUAUAGUUCUCAGUGUUUGAGAGGAACAAGGGAAGAAAGGACAUGUACUGAUCCCUUGUGGCUAUGAAGAUACCUACCUCACAGAGUUGGUACAAAGUAUUGGUGGUUUGGUUAAAACUUCAUGAUUUUAGAGUUUGUUAAGCAUUUUAUUGUUUUGAAUAAAAGCAGCAUAUCUAAA